Messenger RNA from Penicillium pulvis, 3120 nucleotides. Its product is annotated as putative serine/threonine protein kinase (Kin4). Gene Ontology annotation, molecular function: tau-protein kinase activity; ATP binding; protein serine/threonine kinase activity. Lineage: Eukaryota; Fungi; Ascomycota; Eurotiomycetes; Eurotiales; Aspergillaceae. Gene Ontology annotation, cellular component: cytoplasm. The transcript has 2 exons. Gene Ontology annotation, biological process: protein phosphorylation; intracellular signal transduction; microtubule cytoskeleton organization. Bases 1 to 3120 code for a protein of 1039 amino acids. The record is from RefSeq and is a predicted model, not a curated record.
AUGAGCACCUCCCAUCAGCCGGCCCUGCCAAUUUCCGCCCAUGUGCCAGCUGCAAGCCACGCACCGUCUCCCAUCCAGAAGAAUGCGCGCCAGUACCCGGACAUGCUAGGCAAUCCUCCAGUUCCUCCGCCGAGGACCUCCUCCAACCGUCACAGCCCCAAUGGAUCAAGAGAGAAGGAUAGCUCACGGGGGAAAACCCGCGCCGAUCGUAAGGAAAACCGCGAUCGCGACCGCGACCGCAAUGGGAAGAGUCGAUCUCGACGUGAUCCUACUGAGCCGACACGAGAUUCGGGACGAUCCAGAGGAGCUCCCGUCGCGCCACCCGCAGAGUUGAGCUUGGAAGAGGGUUCAAGCCUGGUGAAAGAGCCUAGUACCGUGAUCAACGCGGUCAUGGUGAGCGAUCCCGCCGUGGACCGUGAACGAGAGCAGGUGCGCCAAGCGGGCGCAUCACCGGCUACUCCUGCGGACACGGACUUACCCAUCGGGCACGAAGGCUCUGAGGAUGGAGGCCGUGGGCCUCGGAGUCGCCAUGACUACGAUAACGGGAACACUAUCAAGCGAAAGGAAACCACCUUUGGCUCAUACAUCCUGGGUCAAACCCUCGGCGAGGGAGAGUUUGGCAAAGUCAAGUUGGGCUGGAAGCGAGAUGGCAGCAUCCAAGUUGCGAUCAAACUUAUUCGCAGGGACACACUGGGUACCAAUCCCACGCGCUUGCCGAAAAUCUACCGGGAAAUCUCGAUCUUGCGCGAUCUCGCCCAUCCCAACAUUGUCCGUCUCCACGAAAUGGUGGAAACAGACCGACACAUCGGAAUCAUUAUGGAGUACGCGUCUGGGGGAGAAUUGUUUGACUACAUUCUAAAUCAUCGUUACCUAAAGGACAACUCUGCCCGCCGAUUGUUCGCCCAGCUGGUAUCAGGUGUUGGUUAUUUACACAAGAAGGGCAUUGUGCACCGUGAUCUCAAGUUGGAGAAUCUGCUACUAGAUCGGAAUCGUAACAUCAUCAUCACGGAUUUCGGUUUUGCUAACACCUUCAACCCUAUUGAUCAAUUGGAGGAGGAGAUUGAAUACAACCUGACCAACAAGGAAUACGUGAAGCGGAAGCGCCUCGACAGACUGGGACCGGAUGGUUUGCGCCGCGGGGACCUUAUGCAGACCAGCUGUGGAAGCCCCUGUUAUGCCGCUCCGGAACUGGUGGUGAGCGAUUCAUUGUACACCGGACGAAAGGUCGAUGUGUGGAGUUGUGGUGUGAUUCUGUAUGCCAUGUUGGCCGGUUACCUUCCAUUUGAUGACGACCCAGCGAACCCCGACGGUGAUAACAUCAACCUCCUCUACAAGUACAUCGUCACCACGCCUCUCACCUUCCCUGAAUAUGUGACCCCCCACGCUCGCGAUCUUUUGCGGCGGAUCCUGGUCCCUGACCCCCGCAAGCGGGCAGAUUUGUUCGAAGUCGCUCGUCACAGCUGGCUCAGCGAAUACGCCCACAUUGUCUCGCAUAUCACUAGCAGCACCACCAAUGUGGCGGACAUUGCCAAUACCACCGUCCCAGCUGAAUCGCCAAAUGAACCUCCGCCUCUUGCCCGUAGUGCCUCUGUCCGUGAACCUCCUAAGACCAGCCAGGGCAAUGUUCCGGCCGUCGGUGGUCUGAAUCACCAUGCUGGUGAUGUCUCCCAAGAAACUCCAAGUGACAAAUCCAAGACCUCCCGAGAUGCGAAGCGGAGGACGGUGCAGGUUGAAUAUGUGGCUCCCCAGUCUCAGACAGCGAGAGGUGAAUAUCAGCCCGAGGCCUCUGGAUCACGCAGCGGAGGGCCUGCUCAAUCCGAGGCUCCAGCUGCCGAGGACCUUGUUAAGCCAGCUCCUAAGCCCGUCGGGAAACCACCGAUCAACUAUGACAAGCCAUUGCCCACCCACUUCCCUCGGUCGGCAUCGGAUUACCCUGUGGCCACUGCAACACACACCACAGCUCCGGUCCCGGCUCCGGCACCGUCAUCUGCACGCCCCCAAACAGGAGGCUCCAUGGCAUCCUUCAACACGGGUCGACUACCUUCUCGCGGACAACCGGUGGCGCCUAUGGUUACCGCGACUAAUACCGAAGGCCGUCUGGCACAGCCCAAGAGCAGGCAAUUUGCAUUCCCCCAGAAUCCCGCGCAGUCAUCCAGUACAUCAAUUGGUCGUCCCAGCACCCAACAAUUACCAUCUGCAUUCAAUCCAACCCCGCGACAGGACCCACCGGCCAAGGGUCACAAGCGAUCCAACACUGUGUCAAGCAUCGGUGAAAGGUUGUUUGGACGCUCAGCUUCUCUCAUGGGCGGUAAUCGCAACUCUCAAACCACAGCUUCCCGGACACGACCCAGCAAACGGUACCCUCCUACCAGCAUGAAGGAAGCGGUUCCUCGCGAUGAUUCUCGUGGUUCAAUGGACUCGCGCCGUUCCAUGCAGAACCCGCAUACUCGCAAGGCGAGCGAAGCGGGAGAGGGCCGCCCUCGUCGCUUUUCCCUCUUGCCAGCUUCUUUCUCCUUCCGAACCUUCUCAUCUGCUCGAGCCCAGACCCCUGAGGACACAUCCCAGGGCCCAUACCCCGUGGAUCCUCGCAGUCAACAGCGUCCAGCCACCGGACCUUUACCUAAUCGCCCUCGUGCGACCAGUUAUGGAACCCAAGAGGCGAUGGGUAUGGUGAGCGAGGGCCCUAGUGACGAGGUUCAUGACGAGUCAAAACCAAGCGAGCCAGAGCCUCUCAGCUACGAGGCUCAGAUUGACCAGCAAUUUGCUGAGCUGGGGAACCGAUUUGACCAGACCCAGGACUCCUUCGGCAACGUCUCUUCGGAGCACGUGUAUGAAAACCCAGAUGAGCAGUAUUCUGGAACCAACUACACGUACGGGUCUUCCAAGCCCAACUACUAUGAUGAUUACAACAGCACAUAUGAUAGCUUGCCGCGGCAGUCAAUGCAGGCUGGUCGGUCUGGGCGGGGCCCAGGUGUUCUUCAGAAGAACAACCGCAAGUUUGCUGAUGCCUAUGAGUAUGAGCGGGAUCUUUCCCACCAUUCAGGCAGCUCUGGUGCGGCUCGGAAGGUCAUGGACUUUUUCCGCCGUCGAGCCAAGUCCCGUGCUGGUGAGGGUCAAUAA